Bradysia coprophila is the source of this 2584-nucleotide messenger RNA. It is a transcript of the gene axed, whose product is annotated as BTB/POZ domain-containing protein axundead. Gene Ontology annotation, biological process: neurogenesis. NCBI's taxonomy places the organism in Eukaryota, Metazoa, Arthropoda, Insecta, Diptera, Sciaridae. The record is from RefSeq and is a predicted model, not a curated record. Gene Ontology annotation, cellular component: cytosol.
CCAAGAAACACACCAAUCAGUAGAACUUUAGAUGUGAAGGAAAACGGUCAGAGUUUCUUGCGUGCAUUCACGAAAAACUUUUCGUUUUCGGUAACAUAUCCGGUGGUAGUACGGACCACAGAUCGUACGUGUAUACUUUUCAAUUUUCGUUAUAUCGCCAAAUAUCCGAAAUUUAGGCCAUUGGAAGUGAUUGGAAUAUUUAUGUAUAUAUAUAUACUCACAUGUAGCGACUGGUGUUAACGUCUCGUACGGUGAAUUCAAAACAAUAUUGAAAAGGGAAAAGAGCGCAUGUCUUCGCUAUAUAUUUACGAAUAUCCAGUUCAGUUCCUUGUGGAACCACCAUACGAUAAUAUUUUCAUGUGAAAUUUUUGUUUUAUUUUUGUGUUGUGACGUGAGUGAAAAAUUAAGGAGUGUAGUGGUUCCUGUACAUUCUAAAAAUUAGGAUUUUUCGUUUUUACACCAUUACACUAUGGCAAUCGCACAACAACCCACCCCACCGCCAAGUGCUCCCCCAUCAGAAAUGAUGCACCAGCAAACCAGCAAAGUGUCUUCAACAACUGAACAAGAAGAUAUUGAAAAUCGUCUCAAUGAACUGAGUAGAUCGGUAUCGAACGAUCAGAACGAACCACUGGAAAGUAUACGAAAAUGUAUUGAGGAAAUCGAUCUGAAUCUUACCACGGCCAACAUUUUCAAAGUGUUCCAAACCAUACGAUUUCUGGCAGAAUAUACCGAUAAACCGACCGUUAAGCCCGAUACUCAGAAAGACUAUCUGGAUGCAUUGUUGUACAAUGUGUUGCAGUUCAUCGACAUGAAUGCCGACGAAGUGUUGAAGAAGGGUGAUAUUGCAUGUUUGAGCUAUGUGGAGGUCGAGAUGAUUGUGAAGAGAAAUCAUAUCAUGACAUCCGAGGUGGGGGUUUACAAUUUCUUAUCCGAAUGGAGUCGGCUGAAGUGUAAUGAAAAGCUGUGGGAUUUAACAUUCGAAAAUCGGCGAAAGGUUCUAGGUUCAUUGUGUUUUGCACCAAGAUACCUGCUUAUGACGGAACAUCAAUUCGAUACAUGCUGUCAAUUGAUCAAUCUAUUGGAUGAGGGAGAAAUUAGUUUAAUAAGGAAUGCAUUUAAAGGUAGAUUAGGUACGGGAAUCACUGACGCUCAAGCAGCUAAUAUAGACAAUUUCAAAAAGCCACGACCCAAAUUCGCCAGAAUGCCGGUAUUCUUAAGUCAACGCAGUGAUCCAAAGAAUUAUCCUAAGAAAAUGCGUGAUUAUGAGAAAACUUUCGAUGACACUGUCUAUCCAUGGUAUUACUGUUUUUAUGGAUGUUUUGCAUUUGUAUGUGAUUGAAUGUUGGGAGUGCAAUUAAAUUAAUUUUAUUGAUUUUGUGUUCUUAAAUGUUCUUUUUAGCAAUUUAGUUAAAUUAUUAUCAUCGGUCUACGAUGGUCUACGAUCAUUGAUAAGAUAUUUGUGUUCCUUUCUUACUAAUUUAGUUAUUACGAUUGUUAUGAUCGUGGCCUUUAUGUUGUUUAAAAUAAGCAAAAAGUAUUGUCGACAAAUUAGAAUUUAAAUGAAGACGAAAAGAUAAAUUUUUGAAUGAGACAAAAAUGGAGGUUCAGGCAGAGCUUAGACUUUUGGUAUUAUCAUAUUUCCUAUUUUUAUUAAUUGGAAAUGAUAACUUUAAGAAUUUGUAACUUGACAGCUCUUAUGGGAUUUUAUACACUCGUCUGCCAAAUUACGAAUUCCUAAAGUUACGAAUGCUACGAGAAUCUAUGCCCUGGGUUAUCAUCCACACGUUGAGCCCGGGUGAAUGGUUUAAAAAAGAAGAAGAUAAAAUUGGAUCAACUUUCCACAUAAUAUGUUACUUGCUGUUACUGAUCUUUGAUAAGACUCAUAUUGCUGAAUUAUAUGUAUUUCAACUAAAUAUGUUUCGCUAAAUACCUCCCCAAUAAUGUUCAAAAAUUAAGUUCAGUUAGGUUAAACCUUCUGUAACAAAUCUCAUAAGAAAAAGCGACGAGUAAUUUGGUCCUCGUGCUUACAAAACCAUUACGUAAAUUUAUGGAAAGUCAAAACAUAGUUUUUAAAUCGAAUUUAUUGGAAAGGAAAUUGAUUAUUGAAAAAUGUAAACGGAAAUAUCUAAAGAUUUUAGUAAAUUUAAUUUCAUUGUUGCAUAUUAUUGAUGGCUGGUUACAUGGAAUGUGUUAUGAUUAAAUGCCAUAGGCAUUGGGAAAACGUGAAAACGUUUUAGUAAAUUUUAUAACAAAUCCUAGAUUUGUGUGUUUUAUCAAAAAAAAAAUCUUUUCAAAUAUCGAAUUUCUGUAUAAUUUCUUUUGUUAUUUUAUGUUACAAAGUAUUCAAGUGAUCAUCAUUAAAAUCGACCAACCAAAAAAAAAAAAAGUUUCCACAAAGAAAUGAAAUUCAAUUUCGUAUUUCGUAUAUUUAAGUUGUCCAAAAUGCUAAAUAAUUUUUAAUUUAUGUAUACUCAAUCAAAAUACAAAUUAUUUGUAAGAUAAAAUAGAGAAAAAUGUUAACUUUAUUCCAGAAAUUUUAUAUAAUUGAAGCCUUCUUGUGCGUGAAUAAAAACUUUUUAAAGUG